AUAAGCUAAGCUAAGCCAUACUAUCACGGUAACUUUGGGUUCGGGUACCGGUUUGGAGGUUCUCAUGACUUAUCAAAUGGACGCUCGCAUGCGUGCAUGCAUCCACACGCAUACAUACAUGCACGGGCGUGCAUAAUUAAUUUGUCAUGCAUAUUGGCUACUGGCACUUUCCUCUUAUCUAACUACCUAGUUUCUUCUCUACCGAUCCCUAACUACCUUCCUCAUUACUAUAUGGCUGGGUUUCCUUCUCUUGCUCUUGCUUCACAUCCUCCCCUCAUGUUAUAUCUCAUACCUAUAGCUAUCAUCUUUAUUCCCUUUCCCCAUUACUACUCCGAGAUCCAUAUAUGCUCCUCCUACCUAUUGCUUUGUUCGUGUGUUUUCCUUCUUUAUCACCCUCUAUUUCACACUGUGAUUCGGACCAUACCAACCAGACGACAGUAUCUGAAGGUAUCCUUCUAUAAAUGCCAUGAGCGGGAUGAUAAUGGAACGGAUGUGUAUGUAUGUUUACGCUUAUGCGGUGAAAUUUGGAGAAUAAAUUGCAUGCUGCAUUCUCGCUUGCUAAGCUGUUUGGUGGGUUCAGCUCGGCUGAAAAUGAUUGAGUAUGCUAGUAGCUGUUGGUAGUUAGAAUGGAUGAGUUGGGAAUGGUAAUAACGGAAUGGAAUCUCAUUGGGUUGGAUCGCUUUGCUUUGCUUGGUCUUUUCUACUGUUCAUGGUAGUAUUCAUGUCUUUAUGUCUCUAUUCAAGUUAUACGGGUAUCUCCCUAGUAUUGAUUUGUUUCUGUAUCAAACGAGGAAACCUCGAUUAGGUGUACAUGUGAUACUAUCUCUUGAGGGCUAUUCUUAUUUUGUCAAUGUAUCUCUUCACUUCUCUGCUCGGUAUUGAUGCAAG
This is a messenger RNA of Aspergillus welwitschiae, 888 nucleotides long. RefSeq lists its product as uncharacterized. The coding region runs from base 97 to 621 and encodes 174 amino acids. The transcript has a single exon. Lineage: Eukaryota; Fungi; Ascomycota; Eurotiomycetes; Eurotiales; Aspergillaceae. The record is from RefSeq and is a predicted model, not a curated record.